This is a messenger RNA of Penicillium waksmanii, 1575 nucleotides long. Its product is annotated as fungal specific transcription factor domain-containing protein. Gene Ontology annotation, molecular function: DNA binding; zinc ion binding. The record is from RefSeq and is a predicted model, not a curated record. Lineage: Eukaryota; Fungi; Ascomycota; Eurotiomycetes; Eurotiales; Aspergillaceae. Bases 1 to 1575 code for a protein of 524 amino acids. The transcript has 3 exons. Gene Ontology annotation, biological process: DNA-templated transcription.
AUGUGCUCUCCAGUCUCAUCUAGCCACGACUCAAAGGAUACUCCACGGACCGGAAUAGCGUCAAGGGAGCCGCCUGCCUUUGUUGACGAACUGUCAUUCAUGGCCCCUUUGGCGACUCAACAAGACUAUGUCAUUCCAGAGUCAGUCAUUGCAGCUCAGGACCAAUUCUCCGAAAGGCUCAUCCAGGCUGUGUCUGCCACAACACUACCGCCUAAAGCUCAAGUAGAAGCAUUUGCGGAUUCAUAUUUCGAUUGUUUCUACCACCGCGCGCCGUUGAUAGAUCGCGCGGACUUAUCCACAGAGGACCCGUCAGUUCUUGUGUCACAGGCUAUUUGCAUGGUAGGAUCCCUUCUUCGACACUCUGGACCGGACUCACCUCUUGGAGAUGCCGAGCACUACUACGGCAAAGUGAAAACACUCCUCUAUACCGACUACGAGUCAGACCAACGCAACGUACUCAAGGCUCUUUGUCUCUUGAGCUUCAGAAAUCUCACACCACCAAAGGUUGUGAGCCUUGACUGCUCAUGGCAAUGGCUGGGUAUGGCAACUCGACUCGCCUAUCAAAUGGGUCUUCAUCGUGAAUCAACGUAUGCGCAGCUCCCGAAUCCCGGAAACGCCCGUCGGAUUAUGUGGUCUCUAUUCGUCUCGGAUCGACAUCAGACAGCGUGUUUCGGACGGCCAUCUAUCAUCAGAGCUUCAGAGUUCGACAUACGGCUGCCAACAAUGGACGACUUUGAGCAGCAGGAUACCAAAGCGGAAUUAUUUAUUCAACAUGCCAACCUCAGCAUUAUUCUAGGUGGAAUUGUGGACCGCCAUGCUCAAAAGAGUGAAAUGACCCAGAACGAGGCGAUCACCAUUCUCGAAUCUCUCCAGCAAUUCAUCAACAACAUACCAAGCCGACUUCAACUGUACGAAGGAUCCAAUCGACGUCCCUUCCGGCCAGAUAUUUAUGAGUUUCAUGCCAACUACUUCGUUUGCCUAAUUGUCUUCUUCCGACUUUUCGGUCAUGCCCUCCCAGCUCUCACGGUCUCGGCUGCGUCUCUAGUUGCUUCCUCUUGCAUCGCCCGUCUCUACGAACAAUUUUUGUAUCGUGAUGAAAUGAACUACUUGACCCCGCUACAUAACUGGUUCGUCAUGGUCGGUUGUGCCCCGCAGAUCCAUCAUAAUGCGACUUGCCAAGGUCGAGAUAAACUCUGCAAUGAAGAGUUGCCAAUUUUGAUAAAUGCUCUGCGAUAUAUGCGAUUGAAGUCACCCCCGGCAGGCGUUCUAUUGGAUAUCAUAGAACGCCUGAGCGAAGUCAACUCCAAUGGAGUGACGCCCAAUGUUUCCUCAGUCCCGCAGGAAGGUUCGCCUACAGAGGAGCCGUGGCUAGCCCAGCUGCCCCAUGUCGUUCUUUUAAACUCCCUUUUCCCAUUCCCCGGCUCCUUGAGUCCAAGGCUAUCUAUGAUACAGGGAACCAAUGAUGAAUUAAAUGACUUGGCGGUUCUUGACAGGAUGGUGGAGCAGGAAGACGAUGAUCUCGAAUGGAUUUUCAACGAAUACCAACUCAAUUAUUUCGAUGCAUCAUUUGUUUAA